AUGCCCCACACGGCCAAGGGUCCCAAGCUGUUCUCAAUGGCAUUCUUCCUCGCUCUCGUUGCUUGUGGAGUGCCCGUUGCCCUUGCCGUCCUGCUGCCAGUGCCGCCAGUGGUGAGCUCCGAGAAUGGCAUGCUGGACAUCGUCCUAACGUUGGAUCGUGCAACGGUCACCACAUCCUCAGGCAUCACGAUGAAGACGAGGGCCUACAAUGGGACAGUGCCGGGGCCAACGAUCCGGGUGCGACCGGGUGAUGACCUUCGGGUGCACUUCAAGAACUUGCUGCCGGACCAGGGAAGCUCAUACGUACACAAUGAGUUCUCAGCUGCCGACGAGUCUAACGUGCACUUUCAUGGGCUUUAUGUGAGUGGAGAGCUUCCUUCAGACGAUGCCACCGUGACAGUUCUGCCAGGCGAAGACAGAGUGUACGUGACAUCCAUAUCUUCGGAUCACAUGCCUGGAACGCACUGGCUGCACCCUCAUCGGCAUGGCUCCACUGCACUGCAGGUCGGCGGGGGCGCGGCGUCGGCGCUGAUUGUGGAGGACCCUCCAGGAACUUUGCCAUCUGAGGUGGAGGGAGCGCCUGAAGUGAUCCUGAUGGUCAUGCAGAUGGACUUGCAAGAACUUGAGAGAAUUGCAUCAAGGUCGCGGGACUCCUGGUUUGGGGUGGCGGGUGGCACCAUAACAACAUUGGUGAACGGCGAGAUCAAGCCGAGUAUUCCUGUGGCUGCAGGCGAGUGGACGCGCUUCAGAGUAGUAUACGCUGGGUGGCUGGCCGAGGAGUUGUCGUUCCAGAUCAUUGGAUGUGAGAUGGCGCUCCUUGCAAAGGACGGUGUGUACAUUCGAGACUUUCCUCGAAUGUUGCUUGGCUCUGCAUCCAUAGCCGUUGGGGGCAGAGCUGACCUCAUGGUGCGCUGUCCCAGUGUAAGCUCAGAGUACCAGGUCACAUGGGCAGGCGACCUCCUUGCAACGGUGACCACUGGAGCCGAACAGAAGCCUUCGGUUGAUCUUGAGCCGUGGAGCCCAACAUACCCAGCAUAUCUUGAAAGUCUUCUAAACACGGAGGCAUCCUUGGGUUGCUCCUGUGUCACGAAGUUGGAUCGCCGUGAUGUGAAUGGCCGCCGUUUUGAGAAGGAGGACAUUCUGCAUCAGAGCUAUCUGGGUGCAGUGGUUGAGCGCGAGAUCAGCGCCAGAGAGCAUCCUUACCACCAGCAUGUCUACCCAUUCCAGAUCAUCUCGGGCUUUGGCGCAGGCGACAAUGACAGACGCGGCAGUGGCAACAUUGAUGCCAACUACUUUCUGGCCGGUGACUGGCACGACACCAUCGAGGGGGCUGGCGUUCUCAGGUACAAAGCCAUGCGUUUUACCGGAAAGGUCAUGCUCCAUUGCCAUCGGUUGGACCACGAGGACGUGGGGAUGAUGGCCGUUGAAAUCGUCAACGACUCCGGUCCUUGUGUGUGUGGCGCAGUUCCACUGGAAGGGUGGGAAAUUGCAAUCGUCGUCGGGGCCUCCAUCGUCGGAGCUUGCCUGGUAAGCCUUGGAGUCAUCUUAGUAUACAACAGGAUGCAACAUGGCUCAUGGAGCAUGUGCUGUGGUAAGCGUGCAGCGAACGUACUACCGGCGUGA
Molecule: messenger RNA, 1623 nt
Organism: Symbiodinium natans
Lineage: Eukaryota; Dinophyceae; Suessiales; Symbiodiniaceae
Source: the annotation of a GenBank genome assembly